Thlaspi arvense is the source of this 327-nucleotide messenger RNA. Lineage: Eukaryota; Viridiplantae; Streptophyta; Magnoliopsida; Brassicales; Brassicaceae. The record is from the annotation of a GenBank genome assembly.
AUGGAACAAGCUCAACAAACGCUGAAGGAGGUCGCUCAAGCUGGAGACUUUGAGGGCUUGCUGAAGCCGUCAUCUGGGAGGAAGCUAAACCCAGAUGGCUUCAGCGCCUUGCACAUGGCCCUGCAAAAUGGGCAUUCCUACACUGCUGACCGUCUCACAGGGUUUGACAAGGAGCUUCUGCGGGUUAAAGGAAGGAAUGGGUUCACUCCUCUACAUGCAGUAGCUCAACGAGAUGAGAUUGAACUUUUGGCCGAGUUCUUACGUGCUAAUCCCGAGUCCAUCGAGGACUUGACGAUCGGGAUGAGACCGCGGUUCACAUCGCUGUGA